Dibothriocephalus latus is the source of this 300-nucleotide messenger RNA. The record is from the annotation of a GenBank genome assembly. NCBI's taxonomy places the organism in Eukaryota, Metazoa, Platyhelminthes, Cestoda, Diphyllobothriidea, Diphyllobothriidae.
AUGGGCACUCCGGUUGUCACCCUUGUCGACCUUGCAGAUUGCAACAUGGCCAAAAUAGGAAAAGGUGUGCAGCUGGGUCUGUCCUGGGUGAAGACAAAAGCUGGCGACCUCCCGGACGGUGCCAUUGAGACACAGCCCGGCGUCUACGUAUGUCGUGCCUUACACGAGGGUGAACAAAUUCCCGGCAAGUACGUUCCACGACUUUCCCUCGCCUACAUCUCUUACGGUGGCGCGGAACUCCGAGAGACGGAAUGUGAAGUUCUUUGCGACACUCGUUGCCCUGGACAAGCUUGCUGGUAA